Molecule: messenger RNA, 642 nt
Organism: Eublepharis macularius
Lineage: Eukaryota; Metazoa; Chordata; Lepidosauria; Squamata; Eublepharidae
Gene: BGLAP
Product: bone gamma-carboxyglutamate protein
Exons: 4
Coding region: 84-395 (103 amino acids)
Biological process (GO): regulation of bone mineralization; regulation of cellular response to insulin stimulus; bone development
Cellular component (GO): extracellular region
Molecular function (GO): calcium ion binding; structural constituent of bone; hydroxyapatite binding
Source: RefSeq, a predicted model, not a curated record
AAUCCGAGGAAGAGGAACGAGCAGCCGAAGGAGCCAGCAUCUUCAGACCUGCCGAGAAGAUCCUCUGGUGAACACCGACCAACAUGAAUACGCUAACUCUGAUGAGCCUGCUGGUGGCAGUCACGCUGUGCCUUUGCCACAGAGAUGAUUCGGCUCGCUCCAACAGUGCCAACGAUUCGCCCAGCUCUGAAGCUUUUAUCUCCAAGCGUGACAGCGCAGAGGUAGUGAAGAUACAGAAGCGGAAUUUUCAGAGGGCCAACAUCGUUGCCGCCCCAGAUGUUCCUUCACCCCUUGAAAGUCAUCGAGAGAUCUGCGAGCUCAACAUUGCCUGCGAUGAACUGGCUGAUCAAAUUGGCUUUGAAAAGGCUUACCGAAAAUUCUAUGGGCCCGUGUAGACUACCCCUCCUCAUUCAGCAUGACGGAGAAUUGAAAAAAGGGUCAGGUCUAGGUGCCAGCUGGGUUGAUUUACUUGGCGUCAUUCUGUAUACCCUGCCUUUCUAAGAUCCAGCGCUGUCCAUGGAUCACCCCAAACAGCUUCUACUUGUUACUAUAGCCUUUGCUUUCUAGCACCUGCGGAAGUGUGUUUAAUAUUGUUGUUCUUUAAAGGAAAGACUAAAAAUAAAGAAAAACCCAUUAACAACA